Molecule: messenger RNA, 486 nt
Organism: Parnassius apollo (apollo)
Lineage: Eukaryota; Metazoa; Arthropoda; Insecta; Lepidoptera; Papilionidae
Source: the annotation of a GenBank genome assembly
AUGUAUACAGACGAAAAUUCCGAUAAAGAAUGCAAAAGUGAAGAGAAAAAAUUAGAAGAAUGUUCCAAUAUCACAAAGAAAUCACUAUCAACGAUUGGUUUUGUAAGUAAUGUAGAAAAUCAAAAUGUAAGACCAUUAACGCUACGAGCGACACAAUCCUUCACGGGUACGGUGGAGGAACUAAAGUUUUGUGGUAAUUUUCAAAGAAUAAAUCUUUGCAAUAGAAUGAAUGUUGUGCCAUCACCGAAAAUUACAACUGUUUGUCCGUGCGGUUGUUUACUACGACCUGCUGCAGUAAACCCUUUCAGAACAAGAGAACAAAACACACUUGCACUUCAUGUGGUUCCACCCGAUGUACUGAAUUACCAUGGCUAUAACUUUAAACCAAAUCAAAUAGCACUGUUCUGGAAGAAAGAUUGUAGAACGUUUUUGUGGAAAGGAAAGGCUAAGAAGAAAAAUUUUAUUCACGUAGAUUCGCACAGAUAA